This is a messenger RNA of Tachyglossus aculeatus (Australian echidna), 3848 nucleotides long. It is a transcript of the gene ARHGEF26, whose product is annotated as Rho guanine nucleotide exchange factor 26. The transcript is spliced from 14 exons. Gene Ontology annotation, biological process: activation of GTPase activity. Gene Ontology annotation, molecular function: guanyl-nucleotide exchange factor activity; protein binding. NCBI's taxonomy places the organism in Eukaryota, Metazoa, Chordata, Mammalia, Monotremata, Tachyglossidae. The coding region runs from base 16 to 3093 and encodes 1025 amino acids. The record is from RefSeq and is a predicted model, not a curated record.
CGCCGGAGCCCGGCCAUGGACGGGGAAAGCCCGCUGGACCUGCCCGCCCCCGCCGGGACCCCGCUGUGGAAGAGGCGAUCCAGCCCCCUGCCAGCCUUGCCCGCCCUGCCAGCCGUGCCCGCCCUGCCCGCCCGGACCAAAGUGCGGCCAAGGUCCUGCCAGAGCCCAGGAGGCAAGCUCGGCCCCCCCGGCUCCCCGGCCCGGCCAGGGGGCAGCCCCCCGCCCUGGCACUGCCCCGGGAGGUCUCUGCCCAACGGGGGCCCUGCUGGCGUCUGCGGGGUCCAGAGGGUCGGGGGUCCAGGCCGGGAGCCGGCACGCCCACCGCUGGCCCCCAGCCCCCCAGCCCCAGGGGCGCCCGCCCGCUUUAUUCCCACCCCCGCGGCCUCCCCUAACAACCCACCACCCCGCCAGCCUGGCCGGACUGCCCAAGGCCCAGAGAAGGGCUCCCCGGCGCCCUCGUCCCCUCCCCCGGGACCCAGGCCACCCCUCCAGCCCAGCCGGACAGUCCAAGGCCCAGACAGGGGGUCUCUGGUACCCUCCCCCCCUCCCCCGGGAUCCAGGAUGCCUCUCCAGCCCGGCUGGACAGCCCAAGGCUCAGAGAUGGGGUCCCCGGCACUCUCAUCCCCUCUUCUGGGACCCAGGCGGUCCCCCCAGCCUGGCCAGGCAGCCCAAGACCCAGAGAGGGGGUCCCAGGCACUCUCAUCCCCUCUUCUGGGACCCAGGCGGUCCCCCCAGCCUGGCCAGGCAGCUCAAGAUCCAGAGAAGGGGUCCCUGGCAUGCUCAUCCCAUCUUCUGGAACCCAGGCGGUCCCCCCAGCCUGGCCAGGCAGCCCAAGACCCAGAGAAGGGGUCCCUGGCAUGCUCAUCCCAUCUUCUGGAACCCAGGUGGUCCCCCCAGCCUGGCCAGGCAGCCCAAGACCCAGAGAAGGGGUCCCCGGCAUGCUCAUCCCAUCUUCUGGAACCCAGGCCGUCCUCCCAGACUGGCCAGGCAGCCCAAGAACCAGAGAAGGGGUCCCUGGCACUCUCAUCCCCUCCCCCAGGACCCAGGCCACCAUCCCAGUCAGGCCGGACAACCCAAGGCCCAGAGAGGGGGUCCCCAGCGCUCUCGUCCCCUAUCCCGGGACCCAGGCCGCCCCUCCAGAGGCCGCCUCCCAGCCCCCAACAAGUCCCUGAAAAGCCUGUGGUCAUCUUGAGCACCAACAGCCCCGCCGCCCUUAAAGUGGGCAAGCAGCAGAUCAUCCCCAAGGGUCUCGCCUCCGAGAUCAAACUGACCGGCAAGGCCGCCGGCCUGAACCUCGAGCCCCACAAGAGGGUCCUCAAGGUCCGCAGCUUGGUGGACAGCGUCCCCUCGCCUGAUGGGGACAGAGAGGUGGAAGAGGAGGUGGACAGCCCCGGCUCCCUGAGGAGGGGGUUGCGCUCUACCUCCUACCGCAGAGCCGUCGUCAGUGGCUUGGAUUUUGACAGCCCCACAAAUUCCAAGAAGAAAAACCGCAUGUCCCAGCCCAUCCUGAAAGCCGUCGUGGAGGACAGGGAGAAGUUUUCUAGCCUGGGGAGGAUAAAGAAGAAGAUCCUGAAAGGACAAGGGACAUUCGAUGGGGAAGAAAAUGCUGUACUGUAUCAGAACUAUAAAGAAAAAGCUCUAGACAUCGACUCUGAUGAAGAUUCUGAGCCCAAAGAACAAAAAUCAAAUGAGAAGAUAGUCAUUUGCUAUAAGCCAUUGAGAUCAACAUGGAGCCAGCUCUCAGUGGUGAAAAGGAAUGGUUUAUCUCAAACAAUUAGCCAGGAGGAAAGAAAGAGGCAAGAGGCUAUGUUUGAAGUGAUAUCUUCAGAACAUUCAUAUUUACUUAGCUUGGAAAUCCUCAUACGGAUGUUCAAAAAUUCGAAGGAACUGAGUGACACAAUGACCAAAACUGAGAGCCACCACCUCUUCUCCAACAUUGCUGACGUUUGCGAGGCCAGCCAAAAAUUCUUUAAGGAGCUGGAAGAAAGGCAUCAGAACAAUAUCCUCAUAGAUGACAUAAGUGAUAUUGUGGAAAAACAUACAUCAACAACAUUUGAUCCGUAUGUGAAGUAUUGCACAAAUGAAGUCUAUCAACAACGAACUCUCCAGAAAUUAAUAGCUACUAAUCCAUCCUUUAAAGAAGUGUUAUCACGAAUCGAAUCUCAGGAAGAGUGCGGAAACCUGCCCAUGAUCUCUUUCCUCAUACUCCCCAUGCAAAGGGUUACACGUCUACCGUUGCUGAUGGAUACCAUCUGUCAGAAAACACGUAAAGACUCACCGCAGUAUGAAGUCUGCAAAAGGGCCUUAAAGGAAGUUAGCAAGUUGGUCCGCUUGUGCAAUGAAGGAGCACGGAAGAUGGAGAGAACUGAAAUGAUGUACACAAUUAAUUCUCAGCUGGAAUUUAAAAUCAAGCCAUUUCCCUUGGUCUCCUCCUCCCGGUGGUUAGUGAAGAGAGGGGAAUUGACUGCCUACGUAGAAGACACCGUGCUUUUCUCAAGAAGGACAUCUAAGCAGCAGGUCUACUUCUUCCUCUUCAAUGAUGUUCUCAUCAUCACAAAGAAGAAGAGCGAAGAAAGUUACAACGUCACCGACUAUUCCCUACGGGACCAACUGGUAGUGGAGCAGUAUGAGGUAGAGGAGCCCAGUUCCUCCCCGGUGAAGAACAGCACGCCCAUCCUGUAUUCCCGCCAGAGUUCCGCCGGCCACCUCUUCACCCUGACCGUCCUCAGCAACCACGCCAACGAGAGGACCGAACUGCUGCUGGGGACUGAGACUCAGAAUGAACGUGCCCGCUGGAUAACUGCCCUGGGGCAGAGCAGUGACAGACAGGACACAGACCGAACAACGUUGACUCAGGUGGAAAUCAUCAGAACAUACACUGCCAAACAGCCAGACGAGCUGUCUCUCCAGAUGGCUGACGUGGUACUCGUUUAUCAGCGAGUAAGCGACGGCUGGUAUGAAGGGGAGCGGCUGCGAGAUGGAGAGCGGGGCUGGUUUCCCACAGAAUGCGCCAAGGAGAUCACCUGCCGCGCCACCAUAGACAAGAACAUGGAGCGGAUGGGACGGUUGCUCGGACUCGAAACCAACGUGUAGCCCCCUCGGGCUCUCCCCUCUUAACGCCCCAACCUCGCCAGUGACAUCUACACCGCAGCCCAGUGUCGGGCUGGGUUGGGCUGUGGCCGGGACUGAUUCUUGGCUUCUUAAAAUUCGGCCUAUUUUAUUGACCGACAAUAAAACAGAAGUCCGUUUUCUGUAAAAAGCUGCUGUGUUCUCUCAGGAGACUAGCGGGGUGUGUGUAGCCCAGGGUAAGGCAGUGCACGCGAUGUCCCCUGUGCACACAUGGUGUACACUGGGGGAACGCGUGCUGUCCUUGGGCAGCACGUUAUGCCUACAAACGACAGCAAACGCCUGGCUACUCUCUUUCCUUCUCUCCUCUUCAGCCUCUCUCCUGCCUGAGCCAUGUCCUACCAGGGAGCGUCAGCCAACCUUCCCGCUUCUGUUGUGCCCUCCCUGCCCUCUGAUCCGGCCUCUGCAUCAGGGAGGCCGCAGGUGGACAUUUUAACUUUGAUUAAAACAUGAUUUUAAUCCUGCCGAAUCUCAAGGUAAAGCAGAGGCGGUCCAGGGGACGGCCAGAUGGGAGAAGGGAUGAAGUGUCGGGGAUUUGCCCAAGAGGAAAAGUGCAGAAGGAGUUUCUAGGAUGUUGGGUUCCUGGCAUCCUUCUGAGCAGGGCUGGAUUUAUCUCUGAAUAAGACUCAGCGCUGUGCAUUGAGCACAAUUGAUGGUAAUAAUAAUAAUAAUAAUGAUGGCAUUUAUUAAGUGCUUACUAUGUGCAAAGCACUGGUCUAAGA